GCGCUGGGGGCGGAGCCGCGCGAGGGGCGGGAGCGGCCGGGCUGGGCGCCUGGCGAUGGGUGGGGGGGCCAACUUCCUGGGGCCGCCCGUGAGGAUGUCGCGACCGCCCCCCGGUGCCCCUCAGUCCCGGAGACGCCGCCGCUGCGGAGCCCGGAGCCCCCCUGCCUGAGGCGGCCCGGAUUCGGCCCCUCCCCUCCCAGGUGAGGACCGCCGGGCGGGCGGGCGGGCGGCCGCGGCAGAUUUUAUCAUGUGGGCAACCUGCUGCAACUGGUUCUGCUUGGAUGGACAGCCUGAGGAGGCCCCACCGGCGCAGGGAGCCAGGACGCAGGCCUACUCCAACCCUGGGUACAGCUCCUUCCCUUCCCCAACGGGCUCGGAACCAGGCUGCAAGGCCUGUGGGGCCCACUUCGCAAACAUGGCCAGGAAGCAGCAGACCUGCCUCGACUGCAAGAAAAAUUUCUGCAUGACCUGUUCUACCCAAGUGGGGAACGGACCCCGCCUCUGCCUCCUCUGCCAGCGAGUCCGAGCCACUGCCUUUCAGCGGGAGGAGCUCAUGAAGAUGAAGGUGAAGGACCUGAGGGACUAUCUCAGCCUCCAUGACGUCUCCACCGAAAUGUGCCGGGAGAAAGAGGAGCUGGUGCUCCUGGUGCUUGGCCAGCAGCCUGUAAUCUCUCAGGAGGGCAGGACUCGCGCCCCCACCCUGUCCCCGGACUUCCCCGAGCACCAGGCCUUCCGGACGCAGCCUCGGGCCAGCACAGUACCUCCUACCUCGGCGAGACUCCCCUCUUCGCCCGCACAAGCCACCUCUGUGUCCCCCGCCCAGGCUCAGGAAAGCCAGCAGGCCAAUGGCCAUGUGUCUCAGGACCAAGAGGAACCUGUCUACCUGGAGAGCACAGCCAGAGCACCUGCUGAGGAGGAGACCCAGUCUGUCGACUCAGAGGACAGCUUCGUCCCGGGCCGGAGGGCCUCCCUGUCUGACCUGACUGACCUGGAGGACAUCGAAGGUCUGACCGUGCGGCAGCUGAAAGAGAUCCUGGCGCGCAACUUCGUCAACUACAAGGGCUGCUGCGAGAAGUGGGAGCUGAUGGAGAGGGUGACGCGGCUGUACAAGGACCAGAAGGGGCUCCAGCACCUGGAGCCUGGGUUUGCACUGAAGAGUUCCUGGACUGAAUCCGUAGCCUUUCCCACCUCGUGCCACCCCGCCAUAACCGCUAGCACUACAGCAAUGCUGUUCUCAACAGCUGGGAGACGAGGAAGUGAACCCAUGUGUGUGGUGCUGAAGACCAAAACGGUGGAGCAGUGCCGCCCAGCGUGGAGGAGAACCUGUGCAGGAUCUGCAUGGACUCGCCCAUUGACUGUGUCUUGCUGGAGUGCGGUCACAUGGUCACCUGCACCAAGUGUGGCAAGCGCAUGAAUGAGUGUCCCAUCUGUCGGCAGUAUGUGAUCCGAGCCGUGCACGUCUUCAGAUCCUGAGGGCUGGCGCCGGCUUCUUCAGUGCCUUACAGGGACAGAGCUGGAAGGGUCUGGGCUCCAGAAUGACCAGCUUGCAGAGGGGCAGGCUAACAAGAGAAUCUGCAAGCAAAGAUGCGGUCACCUCUGGGCAUGCCUGUCCCACCUCGGCGGCGCACCUCUUGGCUGGCGGAGCCCGAGGCCGGUGGGAACUGGUACAGAUCGCGUGGGCAAGUCCCUGUUCCAGUGAUCUUGGGGUAAUGAUGGUAAUUGAUGAAGAGAGGAUUUUCCAGAACUUGGACCAGAUUUUCCUCCCUUCCUCUGUAAACCUAACAGUUUCCCCCUCCCCCCUGUACCCAGGCCAUCCCUGAGCCACCUGUGUUCCAGCGGUCAGAGGUCCUGGUAGAAAUGGUUCUCUUCCUCCCCAGCACAUUUGGGUUUAUUUCUGGUCUCUGGCUUUCUGUGCUUUAACCAGCUUUGCUAGUCUCUUGCUACAUUGCCUAAAAUUUGUUUCUUCAGACCAAAAAGAUGUUAGCUUACCAGACCAAUAGUGAUCCUCCUUAGGACUAAAUCUGGACCAGUAAACUUUUUCUCUGGUGAGAAAUGAAACACAAAUGCUAUUGGAAAAUUGCAAAGUCAUUUAGAGUUGCUUCCUGAAGUGCUGGGAUUGGAAGCGAGGAGUCUCCUGACUGAACCUUGGGAGGUAGCAAAGCAUCUGCAGGGAAGUUUAAGUCUGUGUAUGUGAGAUGGCACGGGCAUCGAGCUCUGGUGCUCUUAGGGCCUGUGCGCCACCCUUGAUUUUAGUUUACGAGAAAAGGGAGUUUUGGGUGGAAACUGCUUAAUUUUGACUUCUCCAACACAAAGGAACUGCAAACCACUUUCCCCUGGGAAUGAAGUCCCUCUCCCACGGAGGUUUUAAACAUGGUCUCACUAAGGCAUAGAGACUAAGGCAAAGAGCCUUGCUCUUCUCUAGCCACACUUCUCAUGAAGUUCCUGGAGACUGAAACUGAACACCUAAGGGGUAUUGGAAGAUACUGAAUGGGACUGGAUUCAACCCUGGGGCAGACAGCUGCAAGUCUUGAUUCCCUAGGUUAGCGGGGACUCCCCGCUUCCAUUUCCUUCCUUAGCCUACUGAUUUGAGGGGAGGUCUAGAAGAAGCAUUCUCGAGCCCUCUUAGGGUGGGUCUACCACUGGAAGAGCCAAAGGGCUUAAGUUUGCUGGAGCAGCAAGGCCAAGAACAUGUGGUAUCAGAAGAGCUGUGUGUGCUGCCGUUCCCCGGGGGUGAACUACACAACCCCUAAGCUCCAGAGGGCCUUAGCAGACCACUUGCUACCCUUUCCCCCUGCUGUGCAGUCAAAUUCUCACAGACUGGAAGCAGUCAGGACUUUGGAAAACAGUGGGAAACCUCCAAGGGGACCUGCUUAUUGGUACAGACAUACUUAGGCCUCCCCCCACCAACCACUAUUCCCCUUCAGAAGAACGAAAUUAUUUCAUAAAGCAGUUGUCGGUUGCACACUAGGCCACUUACCUUGACAUUACACCCAAGUCCUGGAUGAUCUGAUUCUGGGACAGCCUUUGUAGGAAUCGGGGGAAUCAAGAGAGAGGUCUGCGAUGAGGACCUUUCACUCUUCUGCUGGACAGUACCUACUACCGUUUACAAUGCCUGCCAGCUUAGCAGAGGAUUCAGCUGCUUCUCGAUUCCAUUGUAACAGGUGUGUGUGUAUAUAUACACAUAUAUAUGCAACUUAGUUACGAUCUAGCAAUAACUUCAGGGCAGAAGCUGGCUCUCUCCCUACUUAAAACCUGCUUUCACUGCUGAGGCCUUACCUCUCCUACCUCCCACAUUCCCUCCUAGACAGAAGUUAAAAAUAAUAUCCUGAAGGUUGGUUAGUAACCUCAGUAAGAAUUAGAACUGCUAUCAUUUGCUCAUUUUGGAGAAAGAACUUGCCUUUAAGUCUUUUGAUCUCGGUGAAGGUUUCCAUUCAGGAAAAAAGAUGUCAAACCACCCUGAUUUGUUGUUCAUCAUUAUUACACCAAAUAAAGGCUGGGAAUUCCAAGAUCCCAUUUCAGUUACUAUCCAGUCUAGGUAGAAAACUUGAUUUUUAUCUCCAAGUGCUCUCCCUUGCCCCUCAUGGAUCCUUGGUCUCAAUUAUCAUGAAACAUCUUAAUUCUUCCAAUUAUUCCAUAGCUUUGGCUGUGAUCGUUUUGAGACUUGUUUUAAGACUUGGAAGAGCUGACUGGUUCUCAGUACCCUGGAAUAGCUGGAUCCAAGCUCGUACCCAGAAGCUGUGCAGGAGUCUGUGCACAAUAUAUAUUGUAUAAAUUUGUUGAAAUCUUUCA
This is a messenger RNA of Lutra lutra (Eurasian river otter), 3789 nucleotides long. RefSeq names its product ring finger and FYVE like domain containing E3 ubiquitin protein ligase (gene RFFL). Gene Ontology annotation, cellular component: cytoplasm; plasma membrane. The transcript is spliced from 8 exons. The record is from RefSeq and is a predicted model, not a curated record. NCBI's taxonomy places the organism in Eukaryota, Metazoa, Chordata, Mammalia, Carnivora, Mustelidae. Gene Ontology annotation, molecular function: ubiquitin protein ligase activity. Bases 248 to 1414 code for a protein of 388 amino acids. Gene Ontology annotation, biological process: negative regulation of extrinsic apoptotic signaling pathway via death domain receptors; proteasome-mediated ubiquitin-dependent protein catabolic process; protein K48-linked ubiquitination.